This is a messenger RNA of Knipowitschia caucasica, 990 nucleotides long. NCBI's taxonomy places the organism in Eukaryota, Metazoa, Chordata, Actinopteri, Gobiiformes, Gobiidae. The record is from the annotation of a GenBank genome assembly.
AUGGCCCCUGGGAUUCCUCCAUUCACGACACCAAUGAAGAAGUACCAGAAAAGAGAUUUCAAAGAAGACUCAAGUUCCAGAAGACUUGAAAACAUGUCCACAAGAAUUGCAAUCCAUCCUUCCCAUUCAGUGGUUCCUGAAUCGGAUAACUCGGAUGAUUCAUCUGCGGGCAACUAUUUUGACUUUUGUAGUCAAUUGAAGAAGGAAGUGGACGACAUCUUUCACAGUUCUCUAAAUUCAGUGGUGAAGAAAUCCUGCAAAUGCAAGAAUCGGUUCUUCUUGUUAGCCACGUCAGAUGAUGCCUUCUUUAAGAAAACCCAUGUGUUUUUAGAGAGCGAAGGCCAUGUCUCUGUGCAACCAUCAGACUUUUUCAAAAGAGAGAUUCGCUCCUCACCAUUACUGAUAAUUGUCAGAAAUGUGGAUAUUGCAAAGCAUAUCUUUGAGGUGCCACACUUGCUUGAGCUUCGAAAGUCGCCACAUGUCCAAUUUGCAGGGAUUGAUGAACCAGAAGAUGUUGUCAAUUUAACGUAUCAGGAACUCUUCAUUACAGGUGGCUUUGUUAUGUUUGAUAGGGAAGCAAUAGAGUCCAUAAGCUCAGAUAAUAUAAACAAGGUCUGGGGAAUAUUGAAAACGCUUUGCAAAACGGGCAAGUGGAAGUGGGUGUUACACUACAGGGACAGCCGUUGCCUCAAAGAAAAUGCACGGCUGUGUCCCAAAGCAAGAGAAAAAGAAUAUCUAUUGAACAAAUGCAAAGAAGAAGGACUCUUGGACAUUUUGUCUUACCAUGAAUGCGAUCUCAUGACAAGACAAGAGCCAAACUAUCUCCAAUGCCUUUGCCAUCAGCAGGUCCAGAACAUCUCAGCCCGGUAUCCAGUUUUUGUGUCAGAUUUAAAAACGGACUGCCGGUUUGAAAAAAACGGUAUAAUGACAAUGACCGUUGACUCUUUCCUGAUGGGAUUGAUCAGUAAAACCACCAACCGCUUUGUGUAA